AUGAAGCGGCUCCACGACAUGGAAUUCCGACACAAGAUCAUAAAGGUGGAGCUCUACCACUCGGCCAUCAAGGACCGUCGAUGGCCGGAGAUCAGGAUAGACAACUGCAUGACGGUCGGUGCGCUGAAGGAAAAGCUCUACACCAACACGGACAACGACUCCUGCGAGCUGCACCAGUACGGUGUGGAUGAUGGUUACGUGAUCUACAUACUGGCUUCCGAACACUCUCACCCCGCGACAUCGGCCCCUGAUACUGGCAGUCUCUCAGACACCCCUCUCAAGGUGACCAACCCUCGGCUCCAUCAGCACUACGCGGAGCAGAUGGAGCGCUACCGCGAAACUGGUGAUGAAUCUAACUUCGAGGCAUAUCGCAUGAGUGAGGAGGAGUACGAGAAACGUGGGAAAGGGCUUAGAGAGUUCAUAGCCCGCAUGCGUGAACAGAGCCGUGCUCGUGAUGCCGCCCUUGAGCAGGAGGCACCCAAGUCUAUAGAGGUGUUGAGGCAGGAAUACCCGCUGGGAUCAAGGUGCUCAAUUAGCCCUGCUGACGUUCGCGGAGUUGUGCGCUACGUUGGCAACGUGAAGCGCGACCUUCUCAUAGGGAUCGAAUUGGAUGAACCUGUUGGAGACAGUGACGGUAGCGUAGAUGGUGUACGCUAUUUCACCGCCAGGGGACCUAGUUACGGGAUUUUCCGCCCAUACGAGCAGGUGAUGGUUGGUGAUUUCCCGGAGUUGGACCCCUUUGAAAUGGCUUAA
Messenger RNA from Babesia ovata, 753 nucleotides. Its product is annotated as tubulin-specific protein, putative. The record is from RefSeq and is a predicted model, not a curated record. Bases 1 to 753 code for a protein of 250 amino acids. The transcript has 3 exons. Lineage: Eukaryota; Apicomplexa; Aconoidasida; Piroplasmida; Babesiidae. Gene Ontology annotation, molecular function: protein binding.